Messenger RNA from Pyricularia pennisetigena, 1107 nucleotides. RefSeq lists its product as uncharacterized. NCBI's taxonomy places the organism in Eukaryota, Fungi, Ascomycota, Sordariomycetes, Magnaporthales, Pyriculariaceae. The coding region runs from base 1 to 1107 and encodes 368 amino acids. The record is from RefSeq and is a predicted model, not a curated record. The transcript has a single exon.
AUGCCCAACCGCCUCGCGAUAAGCACAAUGUCCCUCGGGCGGUGCUAUGCCGGGCACUCCAUAGAGCACCGGCUCGACCUGGCCCAAAAGUACGGCUACGAGGGCAUCGAGAUGUUCUUUGAGGACCUCGCCCACGAGGCCGAGCAGAUCCGGCAGCAGCAGCCAAACCCCUCCUCCUCCUCCCCCGCCACCUCCACGCCGCACACGGUCGAGACCAGCCAGCUCGCCGCAGCCGCGCACAUCCGCAAGCUCUGCCGCGCGCGCAACCUCGCCGUGAUCUCCCUGCAGCCCUUUCUCAACUACGACGGCCUGCUCGACCGGGACCAGCACGCCCGCCGCGUCGGCGAGCUGCAGCACUGGAUCUCGCUCGCCCACGCCCUGGGCACCGACCUGAUCCAGAUCCCGUCCAGCAUGCUCCCGUCCGCCCAGACCACCAGCGACAUGGCCGCCAUCGUGUCGGACCUGCGCGAGGCCGCCGACCUCGGCCUGGCCGCCUCGCCGCCCGUCCGCUUCGCCUACGAGAGCAUCGCCUGGUCGUCGACCUCGGACCUGUGGGAGCAGUCGUGGGAGGCCGUGCGGCUCGCCGACCGGCCCAACCUGGGCGUGUGCCUCGACACCUUCCACAUCGCCGCGCGCCUGUUCGCGGACCCGACCCGCCCCGACGGCACCGUCCCGGGCUGGGAGGCCGCCGUGGAGCAGUCGGUCGCGCGCCUGGCCACCUCCGUGAGGGAGGAGCCGCAUCGCGUCUUUUGGGUCCAGGUGGCCGACGGCGAGCGCCUGUCCGCCCCGCUGCUGCCGGGCCACGAGUUCUACGCCGACGGCCAGCCGCCCCGCAUGAGCUGGAGCCGGAACUGCCGGCUGUUCUACGGCGAGGAGGCCCGCGGCGCCUAUCUGCCCGUGAAGCAGAUCGCACACGCCAUCUUCAAGGCCGGUGCGUGGGAGGGCUGGGUCUCGCUGGAGUUGUUCCACAGGAGGAUGGCGGACGAGGGGAGGGAUGUGCCUGAGGAGCUGGCCGCGAGGGGCGCUGCUUCGUGGGAGAAGUUGGUGGCCGAUUUGCAGAUGAGGGUAGAGCGUGUUCCAGACAGGGCGGCUACUGCGUCCUUGUAG